This is a messenger RNA of Saccostrea cuccullata (small rock oyster), 1803 nucleotides long. RefSeq lists its product as uncharacterized. The record is from RefSeq and is a predicted model, not a curated record. The transcript has 12 exons. The coding region runs from base 1 to 1803 and encodes 600 amino acids. NCBI's taxonomy places the organism in Eukaryota, Metazoa, Mollusca, Bivalvia, Ostreida, Ostreidae.
AUGGAUGUCUUCCAUCUUACAACCCCAAAUAAGCGCCUCGAAGGACAUGUGAUUGAAAAACUAUUGCCAGUUGGAAUGCAAAUGUGUAUGAAAGAGUGUUCUGUUCGAACACUUUGUAAAUCUCUGAAUUUUUGUCGUAAUCAGCUCACAUGCGAGUUAUCCUCUUCCAAUGCGGAAAUGCAUUCUGACGAUUUGAUUGAUGAUUCGGAAUUCUUAUACGCUGAGAAAACGGACCUACCACGGAGAUACUCUCAAGAAUGCAAUAAAACAUGUUUCUUUGGAAGCAAAUGCAUCAAUUUAUCAUCAGGUCCAGUUUGUCAAAUAUCAGAUUGUCCUGCUACUCAUCCAGACAGCAACACCACCUCUGUUCAGGUGACCUCAACACGGGUUGGUACCGUCCUGAGGUACAACUGUACAGAAUGGCCUCAGAUUUCUCUGACCUCCACUUGUCUACCUAACGGGACAUGGUCAUCGGAAUCAAACAAAUGUAUUAUAAACCUACCAGAUUGUUUCAACAGUGAAAUAUCCUGCUGGUUUAAAUUUAAUUUCACCUACAGCAGUUAUUGUGAUUACUGUAAAGGAACGCAAUAUGUCAAGAAGACGAAUUAUACAUCGGCUCCCUAUGUUGGAAUCAUCCUUAAUACAUCCCAGACACCUGCUUACAGAUAUAAAAUUUUGUUGGGAUCCAAUCUUUCUGGCACAUUUUAUGACGUAGCAGAAGAUAAGUAUUACUUGGAUUCUACUCUGAAGAAGCACUGUGAUUUGGUUGGAGGGAGUCAGGAUAAAACACCAUCCUCUGCAGAUCACCAUUUCAAAAUAGGCAACAAAAUUUUUUAUCGGACCUCUUUCGACGAUGACUUUACAUUUGACUACGUUAGAGAAGAAAAUCGAUAUUACACCAAAUGCUAUUAUGAGUGCAGAGUUGUCCUUCCAUUUUUAUACGAGCCAGACUGCUAUAGCACCACCAAAUCCUGUUGGUAUCGAUAUGAUUUUGCUUCUGAUGAUACAUGGAAUGGUUGCCCCAGCGGUGAACGGUACAUCAAAAAGACAAACCUCAGUUCAGCACCAAUUGUAGGAAUCGUCAAAUGCAGUCACGAAAGAUACCAAUUGUAUCUAGGAGCAAGUAGGACAGACUUAUUUCUAAAUGUUGGUGAUAGUGAUGGUACUGGUGAAAAACUAUGUGAACUUGUAGGAGGACUGGGAACAAAUGUGGUGACAGCGAAUGACUAUGACAGCGCACCAACAAUGAAAGGAUACUGUUUAUCGGAACUGGAACAAGAAUUUAACAUCAGUAGUAUUGGUCGUAAUACUGGAUGUAGAAGUAACUCCUGGUAUGAAUGUGGUGUAAGCCUCCCAGCAGGUUGGUACAGGUACAACAUUAGUUACAUUGCAGCCCCAAAUUACGGCAUGAACGUGUAUUCUUGUUCUGGAGAUACUUACGUUCGAAAUACCACAACUAAUUCCUUACCUUUUGUGGCAGCAGUAGUUUGCAAAGGUUAUGAAAAUAUGAGAUAUAAACUCUAUGGAGGUUCGAAUCUCACAGAUAGCUUUACGGAGAUUUAUCGCCAUACGGACUGUGGAAAUGAUUGUGAUCUUGUUUACGGCUAUCCAUAUGAUGAAGUGCAAAAUUGUCCAUCUUCAACCUUCACAACCUCCUGUACAUCGAUUAAUGAUUGCAGUAGCGUUCCUGGUUAUUAUCGAUAUAAUGGAAGUGGAGAAUUCAGUUAUGGAUGCUUCAAUGCCAGCUUGUACAGAUGGUAUUAUUACAAAGAAUACAUGGAAUGUGGAAUCCAAGUUCCUUAA